Molecule: messenger RNA, 900 nt
Organism: Cutaneotrichosporon cavernicola
Lineage: Eukaryota; Fungi; Basidiomycota; Tremellomycetes; Trichosporonales; Trichosporonaceae
Exons: 5
Coding region: 1-900 (299 amino acids)
Biological process (GO): malate transmembrane transport; oxaloacetate transport; phosphate ion transmembrane transport
Molecular function (GO): antiporter activity; sulfate transmembrane transporter activity; thiosulfate transmembrane transporter activity
Source: RefSeq, a predicted model, not a curated record
AUGGGCAAGACAAAGACAAGACAGCCAUACCCCUUCUGGCUCGGAGGCGUCGCUGGAUCUAUGGCGGCAUGCUGCACCCAUCCCCUGGACGUUAUGCGAGUGCGAAUGCAGACGGCCGCUAAGAAGCCGUCGUUCGUUGGGUCGAUCAAGGAGGUCCUCGCACAGAAUGGCGCACGAGGACUGUACACUGGCCUCACGGCGAGUGUGUUCCGGCAGAUGACGUACAGCCUCACAAGGCUGGGAGUGUACGACAGCAUCAAGAACAAGAUUUCCAAGAAUGGCGCAAAGCAACUUGGUAUGGGCGAGCUCACAGCGUGUGCCAGUGCCGCCGGCGCUCUGGCUGGCCUGGCCGGAAACCCAGCCGACGUGGUUCUCGUGCGCAUGAUCACCGACCCCACAAAACCAGUCGCCCAGCAGCAGCACUACCGCAACGCCAUGCACGGCCUGUACCGCAUGGUCGCAGCUGAGGGUGUCGCCUCCCUCUUCCUGGGCAUGACGCCCAAUGUCGUGCGCAGUGUUAUCAUGAACGCGUCCCAGCUCGUUAGCUACGACAAGUUCAAGGACAUGCUCGCCGGCUUUGGGAUGAAGGAGGGCGUUGGACUCCACUUUUCGGCUUCUGCUCUUGCCGGUACUUUCGCCACUACUGUCUGUGCGCCCGCCGACGUCGUCAAGAGCCGCGUUAUGAGCGGCUCGGGAAUGAGUGUCAUGCAGGUCCUCACCGAUAGCUUUAAGCGCGAAGGGCCCAUGUUCCUCUUCCGCGGGUGGUUGCCCGCUUGGAUCCGCCUUACACCCAACACUAUUUGCACGUUCGUGUUCCUCGAACAGCUUAGGCACGUCGUUGAUAUCGUGCGCGAGCGGCCCCUCGUCGAAGCCGCCGCCGUUGUUGCGCCGCUCAAGUAG